AUGGCUCCUUCUUACAAAUCCGCCGGCGCCGUCAGGCCGUCCCUAAUUUUCUCCGACGUUGUCUCCGUCUGCUGCGCCUUAGGUUUCGUAGCCGUGCUGCUGCUGAUCGGCGGCGCCAGAACCGAGGUGGCGGCCGGAACAAUUACAGUCACGGCGGCGCAGCAACGGCGGUGCGAGGAAAUAUAUGUGGUCGGAGAAGGCGAGACACUAAACACAAUAAGUGAGAAAUGCGGCGAUCCGUACAUCGUCGAGAGGAAUCCCCAUAUUCACGACCCCGACGAUGUCUUCCCCGGCCUCGUCAUUAAGAUUCUGCCGCCGCCACUGUAG
Andrographis paniculata is the source of this 327-nucleotide messenger RNA. RefSeq lists its product as uncharacterized. The transcript has a single exon. NCBI's taxonomy places the organism in Eukaryota, Viridiplantae, Streptophyta, Magnoliopsida, Lamiales, Acanthaceae. Bases 1 to 327 code for a protein of 108 amino acids. The record is from RefSeq and is a predicted model, not a curated record.